Drosophila bipectinata is the source of this 1311-nucleotide messenger RNA. NCBI's taxonomy places the organism in Eukaryota, Metazoa, Arthropoda, Insecta, Diptera, Drosophilidae. The record is from RefSeq and is a predicted model, not a curated record.
ACUGCCUGUUGAGGCACUCGAAGUACUCUUCUGGAAUCUCGCACAAGCACCUCGGCCGGCGCUCACUUCCACCACUAAGACGACUACUACCACCACAAGGCUAUUCCGCGAGUAGGAAUGGCGCAGUAGUCGCAGUCGGAGAACUCAGUGGAGAUCGAGACGUCGCGGACGCAGGUUCUCUUCAGUCGCGAUACAAGUCACGUAGUCCGUACCCGCAGUACUCGAUAAGCGCAAUGGUUUCUACCGCCGACGCCCCCCAACCCCAACCCCGAGCCCCCUUGGCUUCUAUAGACGCCCAGGCCGUGGAGGACACCCUGGGGGCUCUGACAGAAAUCCUGCGGGAGCUCGCGAAGGACGUCGACUGGCAGAUGGUGCUGGCCAACCUGCAGAGGGCGUUCGACAAGGUGGACAGAAACAUGCUGGGCUACCUGGGAGUGGCUGGGAGCAGGGACAAGCUGGACCAGCUGCGGACCGACCACACCCUUGUGCGCCACGCCUACCGGAGGAGUGUCGACGAGAUGUUCGAGUGGAGUGUCUCCGCCGCCAGCACUCUGGAGUCCCUGAUUCCUCUUCUGGACGGGGCAGGGGCCUCUCCGGCGGACAAGGAGCUCUUCUGGAAGACGAUUGCCGGAGUUCUCGGCGCCGGCGUGGAAAGGGCAGAAGCUUCCCUCAACCACCUGCGUGAGUUGAAAGCCACCGCUCUGGAGGAGCACUUCCGGGCAACGCUGGAAAAUCUCGAGAAAGACUUCGGCCCGGACGGCGUGUACGGCAGGAAGGUGCAGAAGCUGCAGGCUCCACGAGCUGGCGAUGAGCCUCCAUCCAAGAAGACCCGAACAAAUCCCUUAGAACCUGGUGAGGGGCACUCGGAGGAGAAACAUCUUCAAAAGUCAUCCGGUUGGGUGUUGGUGCAGUGGCUCGGGGACAAGUGGAAUGGAAUGUGGUCUCGCGUUGUAAGAAUAUUUAAACCUUACCCGGAUCCAAUCUACUUAGAAGAGCUGGAAAAAAUCGAGACCCUGAAGCGAGUCCUGACUAGGAACCUUGAAGAGGCCAUUGGGAUGACGAAAGAGAUGAUUGCCCACCUGGAGGACGACAAGAAGAGGUUCGAAACUCUCGGCCAGCUGAACUCCGGCGAGAAGAAUGUAGCCACGCUUCUGGUGGCCCACCCGGAGCUCUGGGAUGGUCUGGUCCCGCGUCUGCAGGAUCUGAAGAGGGAGUGUCUCUCGUACAACAAACUACGCUGCGGAUAGGCUCUUCUGAAAGUUGAUAUAUUUUUGAAGCACUCCAUUAUUUGCGAUUAAAAACUAACAAAGA